GAGAGAGAGAGGGAGCGUCAUGAGGCCUAAGCCCUUCCCGAUGAGGAUACACUUAUGACUGGAUGGCAGGAGAGACAUGAGAUGGAUUCAUGGGAAGUAGAUGACCAGGCUGAGCAGCGCUCCUGCCUCAUCUGCGGAGACCGCGCCACCGGACUGCACUAUGGCAUUAUUUCCUGCGAGGGCUGCAAGGGCUUCUUCAAGCGCAGCAUCUGCAACAAGCGCGUGUACCGCUGCAGCCGCGACAAGAACUGCGAGAUGUCGCGCAAGCAGCGCAACCGCUGCCAGUACUGCCGCCUGCUCAAGUGUCUACAGAUGGGCAUGAACAGAAAAGCGAUCAGAGAGGACGGCAUGCCGGGCGGAAGGAACAAAAGCAUCGGGCCUGUUCAGAUCUCGGACGAGGAGAUCGAGCGGAUCAUGUCUGGUCAGGAAUUUAAGGAUGAGGCCAACAUGGCAGAGCACACCUGGGGCAACAAUGGCGACAGCGAUCACAGUUCCCCUGGCAACGGCGUCUCCGAUGGCAACCAACCUUCUCCCGCAUCCACGCUCUCCUCCAAUCGCUCAGCGGAGCUGAAUGGCUACACGGCGGCUCUCAGGGAGCAGUACAUCGGCAGCGCCGUGGCCCAGCACUACCAGUUCCUGCCUCACCUGUUCAGCUACGCGGCACAGCCUCGCAGUCUCUAUCCACAGAGUCAUACCCUCAUCAGCCAGCUGGUGGCAGCAGAGGAACUGGCACCACUGGGCACCCCGAUGCUCAUCGAGGACGGGUACCGCGUGACGCAGGUGGAGCUGUUCGCCCUGCUGUGCCGCCUGGCCGACGAGCUGCUCUUCCGCCAGAUCUCGUGGAUCAAGAAGCUGCCGUUCUUCUGCGAGCUCUCCAUCGAGGACUACACGCGCCUGCUGAGCGCCACGUGGCAGGAGCUCAUCCUGCUCGCCUGCCUGACCGUCUACAGCGCGCAGAUCCUGGGAGACCUCGCGAACGUCACCGACAAGUACACGCCGUCCGACCACGAGCUGCAGGGGUUCAGCGAGGAUGGCAUGGAGGUGAUGGAGAAGCUAAUCUAUCUGUUCCGUAAGUUCCACCAGCUGAAGGUCAGCAAUGAAGAGUAUGCCUGCAUGAAGGCCAUCAACUUCCUGAACCAAGAUAUUCGAGGUUUGACUAACGUGACACAGUUGGAGCAGUUGAAUAAGCGGUAUUGGUACGUGUGCCAGGAUUACACCGAGUACAAAUACCCUCACCAACCCAAACGCUUUCCAGAGAUCAUGAUGUGUCUUCCUGAAAUACGCUGCAUUGCUGGGAAGUUGGUGAACGUUCCGUUGGAGCAGCUCCCCCUGCUGUUCAAGGCGGUCCUGCACUCCUGUAAGUCCAGCCUGAGCACCUACAGGUCAAACUCCUCCCCCAGCGUGACGAAAGGCUCCGCCCCUGCCAACUGA
This is a messenger RNA of Clarias gariepinus (North African catfish), 1431 nucleotides long. It is a transcript of the gene nr6a1a, whose product is annotated as nuclear receptor subfamily 6, group A, member 1a. NCBI's taxonomy places the organism in Eukaryota, Metazoa, Chordata, Actinopteri, Siluriformes, Clariidae. Gene Ontology annotation, molecular function: zinc ion binding; sequence-specific DNA binding; DNA-binding transcription factor activity. Gene Ontology annotation, biological process: regulation of DNA-templated transcription. The transcript has 9 exons. The record is from RefSeq and is a predicted model, not a curated record. Bases 55 to 1431 code for a protein of 458 amino acids.